This is a messenger RNA of Orbilia oligospora ATCC 24927, 1119 nucleotides long. RefSeq lists its product as uncharacterized. NCBI's taxonomy places the organism in Eukaryota, Fungi, Ascomycota, Orbiliomycetes, Orbiliales, Orbiliaceae. The record is from RefSeq and is a predicted model, not a curated record. The transcript is spliced from 3 exons. Gene Ontology annotation, molecular function: antioxidant activity; oxidoreductase activity. The coding region runs from base 1 to 1119 and encodes 372 amino acids.
AUGUUUCUCCCCCGCACACCCCUCCGCCGCCUGCGCGCCAUCUCGAUAUCUCCUCUAACAACUUCAUUACGAUCAUACCAUCCAACCCACUUAUACCCUGGUCAAAAGCUUCACCCUAAUCUAAUUCCCCUCCUGAACACCAUCUCCCCUUCAAGCACAACUACAGUCCGUUCCAAUGACAUCUGGAAAGUCCUCUUCACAAGCAUCGGACCCAGAGAUCCGGUUUCUACAACAAACUUAAAAUCCUUCUCAGAAGUACAUACCGAUCUCUUGGAGAGAGACACAGCUGUCCUGGUCAUUGUUCCAGGGACAGAUAAAGCCACCAAAUCAUGGUUGAAAGAUAUUGCAAAAUCCACCGGCGGGUUCCAGGAUAGACCAAUAGAUCUUGAAGGAGAGGUCAGCUCUAGAGUAUUGGGGUUCCCUGUCAUCGCAGAUCCGAACUAUACUUUAUUAAAACGCCUGGGAUUCCUUGAAGGAGAAAAACCUCACACAUUACUACACAUCAUCGACCCAACCCACACAAUCCGUCUAACACAACUCCUCCCUCCCUCUCUCGGAAUAAACACCUUAGACAUAGUCCGAACCCUCCACGCCCUUCAAACUUCCGACGACUAUGACAUCUUGAUCCCCUCAGACUGGGUACCCGGUAAAGACGCUCUGAUGCCCAUCAAUCGUCUUCGUAACCCUGCCGGCGUACAAGCAUUAAAACGCGAUAUGGAAGCUACGAAUUCGCAGGGAUUAAGUAACCUAGACAUAGAUGAUGGUUUACUAAGGGACCGGGACGAUGAAGGCGAGCUUAUCUAUAGAAAUGAAUUGGAAGAGGAAUAUGAAAAUAGAGUAGUGGAUAAUUCUAUGCCGCCUGGAGAGGUAUGGGAGGUUUUGCCAUACCUCAGGUAUGUGAGGAUUGAUGAUUCUGUGGACAAUUCAAAUAGUAUCAUCGGGUACGAAAGGAUGAAAGGCGAUCUGAUACGGAGUUUUGAGAAAUUUAAAUAUGAGAAAGGGGAGAAACGGAGGGAGGAAGGGAAAAAGGAGGCGGAGAAGGCAAGGAGUCAAAGAGAGAGGACGGUGAUGGAGUUACUUAGGGAGGCGGAGAGGGGAAGGCUGCCGCGGAAGAAAUAG